Messenger RNA from Salvia hispanica, 1182 nucleotides. RefSeq lists its product as uncharacterized. The record is from RefSeq and is a predicted model, not a curated record. NCBI's taxonomy places the organism in Eukaryota, Viridiplantae, Streptophyta, Magnoliopsida, Lamiales, Lamiaceae. Gene Ontology annotation, molecular function: protein binding.
AUGACGAAUUAUCCAACCAAAUACCUCCUUAUCUUCCUCAUCUUCCAUUCCAUUUUCUUCGGGUUUGGGAUUCGACAAUCUCGAGCUUCCUGCCACCCUACGGAUAGAGAGGCACUCCUUGAUUUCAAAAGAAGAAUCACUUUUGAUCCCUCAAAAUUGCUUGACUCUUGGAUUCCUAGCAAAGAUUGUUGCACAUCAUGGAAUGGAAUCAAAUGCAACCCUUCAACAGGCCGAGUCAUCAAUUUGGAUCGUCGCGGGCUUUAUCCCGAUGACCGGCUCAUAAACACCACAAUGUCUGGAACAUUGUCCCCAUUUCUUGGGAAUCUCUCUUCCCUUGAAUCUCUCAUUCUGUCCGAUCUGAAGAACUUAACGGGCUUCAUCCCAUCUGAAUUAGGCAAGCUUACUAACUUGCGCGAAAUGUACAUCGAAUUAAACAAUCUCGAAGGAUCAAUCCCAAGCACUAUUAAGAGCAUGAGUAAACUAGAAGCCCUAGUUCUUAGCGAUAACCAUCUCACGGGCCCCAUCCCCCAUAAUCUUUUCAAGAAAUUGAAGUCGCUAAAAUACUUGGAUUUCAGCAACAACAAUUUGAGCGGAAGCUUACCUGAGUCCAUAGAAAACCUAUCCAAUCUCACGUCAUUGAUUCUCACAAACAAUCGCCUCAGCGGAAGCAUCCCACCAUCCAUCGGAAACAUGGACUCCCUCACUUCCAUCGAGCUAUCCGACAACAACCUGUCCGGCCCGAUCCCGAACUCUAUUGGCAACCUACGACGAGUUAAUUUCCUGAAUCUCGAAAACAACAAUCUUAGCGGCAACAUCCCCACAACCAUUGGCAACAUGAUCAGACUCGUCUACAUAUACCUAUCAAACAACAACUUAACCGGCAAAAUCCCACCAACCCUAUCAAAACUUGAGAAUCUAUUAUACCUAGAGCUAUCUAGAAACAGGCUUUCCGGCCCAAUCCCACCCCAAUUUGCCAACAUGAGCGGCCUCGGAAGUCUAAUACUAUAUGGAAACGGGCUUUCCGGCCCAAUCUCACCCGAACUCGCCAACAUAAGCGGCCUCGGAAAUAUAUUGCUAUCUAAUAAUAGGCUUUCUGGUCCGAUCCCACCCCAACUCGCCAACUUGAGCGACCUCUCAUUUCUACACCUUUCUGGCAACUCCCUCACAGGGAAGAUUCAGUAG